This is a messenger RNA of Mizuhopecten yessoensis (Yesso scallop), 3309 nucleotides long. Its product is annotated as transcription initiation factor TFIID subunit 6-like. The transcript has 13 exons. Gene Ontology annotation, biological process: RNA polymerase II preinitiation complex assembly; transcription initiation at RNA polymerase II promoter. The record is from RefSeq and is a predicted model, not a curated record. Lineage: Eukaryota; Metazoa; Mollusca; Bivalvia; Pectinida; Pectinidae. Gene Ontology annotation, molecular function: protein heterodimerization activity; transcription coactivator activity; RNA polymerase II general transcription initiation factor activity. Gene Ontology annotation, cellular component: SAGA complex; transcription factor TFIID complex; SLIK (SAGA-like) complex. The coding region runs from base 247 to 2139 and encodes 630 amino acids.
UAUGUAGAGCACUUCCUGUUAUGGUUUAUGAAAAGUGAUCCCGAAAAGCUGCAGAAAGUCAGUCCCUUUUAGCUGUAUUGCGGUGUGUUUUGACGACAAGUACAACAUUUUAGAAUUUGGUAUGCUUAUUUCGGAUAGGUGCGUGUGAAUGUUAAAGGGAAAAAGUAUGUAGCACCAGCUCCACUAACCUCCACUGGGUCUCCUUGUGUGUGUGUGACUGGAUAUAGAACUUCCAGUUUGACCAAAAUGGCACAAAAAGACCACAAGGAGCAGAAGAUCAGCAGUCACCUCAGUUCAGAAUCUAUCCGAGUCAUUUCUGAGUCAGUCGGUUUUGGGGGUAUUCCUGAUGAGGCUGCAGUGCACCUGGCAGAGGACACAACAUACAGGAUAAAGCUGUUAUUACAGGAGGCUGUCAAGUUUAUGCAUCAUGGAAAGAGGAAGAAACUUUCAACUACAGAUUUUGACCAGGCUUUGAAAGUUAAGAAUAUAGAGCCUGUGUAUGGUUUUCAACAAUCCGCAGAAUGCAUCCCCUUCCGGUUUGCCAGUGGAGGAGGGAGGGAGCUUCACUUCACUGAAGAGAAGGAAAUGGACCUACAAGAUGUCAUUAAUUCUUCCCUCCCUAAAGUACCAUUGGACCUGUCACUCAAAGCUCACUGGCUAAGUAUAGAUGGAGUUCAGCCAUCCAUUCCUGAGAACCCCCCUCCCGCCACCAAAGACCAACAGAGGAGUGAGAUAUUGGACACCGGAGUUAAGAGUGCUAUUGAUAAGAUUCAGAAACCGAAGGUCAUUCCUGAGGCUGUCAAAGCCAAACAUCGUCACAAGGCAACUGACCUCGCCAAGGUCAAGGACUUGUCCAACCACGAACUCUCUGUGGAACAGCAGUUGUACUACAAGGAGAUUACGGAGGCAUGUGUCGGACCAGAUGAGAGUCGACGCUCGGAGGCACUACAGAGUCUGGCUACCGAUCCAGGCCUUCAUCAAAUGCUUCCGCGGUUUAGCAGCUUUAUUUCAGAAGGGGUAAAGAUAAACGUUGUACAGAAUAAUCUGGCUCUGCUGAUAUACCUGAUGAGGAUGGUGAAGUCUUUGAUGGACAACCAAACACUGUAUCUAGAAAAAUAUUUACACGAGUUUAUCCCUGCGGUGACCACCUGUAUAGUUAGUAAACAGCUGUGUAUGCGACCAGAUGUUGAUAAUCACUGGGCUCUCCGCGACUUUGCUGCUCGUCUAAUGGCACAAAUAUCCAAAAACUUCAGCACCAAUACCAACAACAUACAAGCAAGGAUAACAAAGACUUUCAGCAUGGCCCUGCAGAGUGAUAAGAUCGCCAUGGCUACACAGUAUGGGGCUGUUGCCGGGCUUGGAGAACUUGGGUCAGAGGUGAUUAAGUCGUUCCUGUUGCCGCAUGUGAGUUUACUGGGGGAGCACUUGAAGCAGACCGUUGAUGCUAUGGUUUUGAAUAAUGUGGACAAAAUUGCAGCAGAUAACAUUAAGAAGAUGCUAACAAAAUACAUACCUCCUGUCCUGAAAGUUCACCGAAGUCCUAAUCAUAGCCUAGACAGCUACAUAGCUGAGUUUGGUUACGUCGGUCAACUGUUGUUUAACGCUGUGGAACGAGAGAGGCGGUCAUCAGGUAGCGGUCAAUCUGCUGGACCUGUACCAGGCAGACCAUCAGUUCAUAUCCCGCAGCCGAGGAUGGUAAUCCACCCUGGAUCACAACCUAGCACCCCUUCCACUCCUCGUCAACUGUCUCUCUCAAACAGCAUCAGCAUACCAAAGACUCCAACCACACCCUCCAUUGGUGCACAACAGAAAUUUGUUAUUAUGUCCUCACAGCCUCGCCAGCCGCCCCCCUCCAGCAAUCCACUCGGUAUGACUAGUGGCACUGCCGGAACAACCAUCGUCAAGGUCAUGUCGUCUGGGGGUCAAGGUUCAACCACCAGUUCUGGAUCAACUCCCUCAACACCUCAACCUAAAAUUGUUGUGGUGUCCAUGCCCCAGGGGAGCGGGUCGUCGAUACCAACACCAGGGGUACAAACUACCAGUAUUCUGGGACCAGAUUUGGGUGUGAAAAGUGUGUUCAGUGGACAGUCUGCGACUAACUUUUCUCUAAAAAAAGAACAUGACAAUAAUUGGUCCUGACCAAAGCAUUUUCAUCAUUAAUUACUCAUUCACCCCUGAAAACACAUUUGAACCAUUCCAAUUCAAAGGUUGGAAUAGUUUAUUAUGAAAUUUCAGGGGUGAAUGAGUUAAAAACUAUAUGUUUACAUAUUCUAUGUUGUGUUGUCCACUAUUUUGUAUAUUUUAUUUGAAUUAGUAACAUUUGUUUUAUAAUAAUCAAGUGGAAAAUGCUAUAAGUGGAAAGACUGAAACUUUGGUUUAUUUGGGGGAAAAAAACCUAUCCAUUCUCUUUUGGUGAGAACAAAGUAACCUUGAAUACUAUGCUCUGCUUGUUUGAGAAAUGAAGUCUGCUUGAUAUUUUAUGAGAAGAGCGUAUAUGUUAAGCAAGUCAAAGAUAAAGAUUUAUUUUCUGUAUUGUAAAUAGAAUGUAUACAGAUAUUCUGGUGCAAAUUUACCACUGAGGGUUUUUAUAGUUUUUCAAAUUUGCAAAACAAAUUAAGUUUGGUCUUUAUUCUCGAUUAGAGUUCUGUACAUUGUCUGAAAUAUUAAUAUUUUUACUUUUUCAUAUUCCUUGCCUUAUUUUUAUUUGACAUGAUUAUGUGCUAUACAUUAGGAUCAUUUACAAUUAUUUACUGAAAUCAUGAUCUGACAUCUUUUAAAACGUCUCAAAAAGAAAACAGGUAUUUUUCAUUUUAAACCGUUUUUUCUAAUUUUGUAAAUUUUGUAUAUACAUGUCAUUUGGACACCAAAUCAUCAUAUCAUAUUCAGUAUCAAUUAAUCUGAAAGAGAUUUAUAUAAAUCUCACAAGACAAACAACAUUUCUCCUUACUAUAAGACGGUCACAACAUGUACAGUACAGUAGUGUCACUGUGUUACAUGAUGUCAGUUUGAUUUUACAUGGACAUUUUCACACUUUAAUGUUGCAUUAACCAAAUGUUUGGCAAUUUGUCAAUGCAACUUGGUACAUAAAUACUAAAAGCUAUUUUCAACUUGUGCGAAAAAUGGUGCAACACCCAUGUCAGAAGUAGCUUGAUAAUUAUCUUGAUUAAGAGUGAAGGGGAGAUAAUCCAACCACGUGGAGCCAUUAACAUGUUAUUCAUGGUUUGAUUCCAGGAUGAUCAUGGUUACACACGCCAACAAUACAAAUGAAGAUAUUUUAUAUCCAAGAAGAAUAAAGUUACAAAAAUUUGA